CCAAAAAAGGCAACUAUGAAUUAUUUUAGAAUUUUUCUUUUAUUUUUCUAUUUAAUUUUCUUUUAUUCUUCCAAAAAUGUUUUGGCCAAAGAAUUUAUUAAAACAACUUUAAAAUCAAAAAUUAUUCCAAAAGCAAUUAUUAAUGAAUUCCCUCUAGAGAAAAAUCGAGUUCCUCUGCGGGAUCCUUUUAGAAAUGUUCAUUGGAAGGCUAAAGAUGGAGAAAAUGUUAAUAAUAGAGGCCCAUAUUAUGGACAGCCAGAACAAGUUCAUUUAUCUUAUGGAGGAGAUCCAUCCCGUAUAUUUAUUACAUGGUUAACAUUUGAUGACACAAUAGAAUCUAUCGUUGAAUAUUGGGUUGAUUCUAUUCAAAAUUUGAAAAGAGUUGAAGCAAAGAUGGAUUAUUUCGAUGAUGGGGGUAUUAAUAAAGUUAGAAGGUACACACAUCGAGCUUUAAUUGAAGGAAUAAGUCCAGGAAUACGUUAUUUCUAUCGAGUCGGUUCUCAAUACGGCUGGAGUUCUAUAUUUUCGUUUGUUGGACUUGAGGAAAGACCGGAUGGUGGCUAUAGAUUUGCGGUAUACGGUGAUAUGGGUAAUGUAAACGCCCGUUCUCUUGGAAAAUUACAAAGAGAAGCACAAAAUGGGGAUUUUGACAUGAUUUUACAUGUUGGCAAUUUUGGAGACGAAUUUAUGCGUCAAAUUGAGCCAGCUGCUGCGUAUGCUCCUUAUAUGGUCGUUGUGGGCAAUCAUGAAUAUGCUUAUAAUUUCUCCCAUUAUGUGAAUCGUUUUACUAUGCCAAAUACAGAACAUAACUUGUUUUAUAGUUUUGAUAUCGGCCCAGCUCAUUUUAUAGCCUUCUCCACAGAGUUUUAUUUCUUUCUACAAUAUGGUGUUCAGCAACUAGCUACUCAAUGGCAUUGGCUUAUACAAGACCUUGAAAAGGCCAAUAAAAAUAGAGAAAAGGUUCCUUGGAUAAUUACAAUGGGUCAUCGACCAAUGUAUUGUUCUGACUAUUCUGGUGAUGAUUGUACAAAAUACAAUUCAAUUAUACGUACAGGACUGCCUGGAAUACAUGCCUAUGCUUUAGAAAAACUUUUCUACAAGUAUGGCGUAGAUUUGGAGCUAUGGGCACACGAACACACAUUUGAACGGAUGUUUCCUGUUUAUAACAGAACAACGUUUAAUACUAGCACUGGUGUCUUUUUUAUUUUUGAAUUAAAUACAUAA
Messenger RNA from Meloidogyne enterolobii, 1224 nucleotides. The record is from the annotation of a GenBank genome assembly. NCBI's taxonomy places the organism in Eukaryota, Metazoa, Nematoda, Chromadorea, Rhabditida, Meloidogynidae.